Messenger RNA from Spodoptera exigua (beet armyworm), 3997 nucleotides. The record is from the annotation of a GenBank genome assembly. NCBI's taxonomy places the organism in Eukaryota, Metazoa, Arthropoda, Insecta, Lepidoptera, Noctuidae.
AUGCGGCAACAGAAUGCUGAGCUUCGAGCUUCAGAAUCAAAAGAACACAGGGCUGCUCGAUUGGAGCACAUGCGGCAACAUAAUGCUGAGCUUCGAACUUUAGAAUCAAAAGAACACAGGGCUGCUCGAUUGGAGCACAUACGGCAACAUAAUGCUGAGCUUCGAGCUUCAGAAUCAAAAAAACAAAGGGCUGCUCGAUUGGAGCACAUGCGGCAACAUAAUGCUGAGCUUCGAGCUUCAGAAUCAAGAGAACACAGGGCUGCUCGAUUGGAGCACAUGCGACAACACAAUGCUGAGCUUCGAGCUUCAGAAUCAAGAGAACACAGGGCUGCUCGAUUGGAGCACAUGCGACAACACAAUGCUGAGCUUCGAGCUUCAGAAUCAAAAGAACACAGGGCUGCUCGCAAGAUUACUGGUGGCGUAUCGAAUUUCAACGUCGGGGUCCAGAGUCCAGUGCUAGUGGUGGAGCUGAACCUGGACAGAAUAGAAGGCACACAGCUCCGCGCGCUGGGCCUGCUCGCCGUGUACGGGUUCAACGUGACGUACGAGGUGCGGGCGGCCGCACAGGCGCCGGGGCCCACCUCCUGCAGCGCCAUCGAGUGCCGCCUGCUGGGACACUGCUAUGCCAGCCAUGAUUAUCGGGAGUUUUACUGUUCGUGUUUCGACGGUUACUCCGGCGCGGACUGCGGAGUGGGUCCGCUGUGUCCCACGACCUCCAACAUGUGUAAAAAUGGCGGCACUUGCAGACAGAUGGGUCCGGCUGCCGUCAGAUGUAUCUGCGCGCCCGGCUACACGGGGGACCUGUGCGAGGCCCAGGUAGCGCCGCCUGAAUGUGGUAUAGAAGAAUGUGCAAAAGUUUGUAAAGACGGGACAGCUUGUGAUUGUAAUCCUAAGGACACAGACGCGUUAUCAGCGCGAUUCGAAACAAGACUGCAAGUAGUGGGUCUACCAAAUGAAAACAUAUCGGAUGAAAUUGCGAAACAGCUAACACAAUUUUUGAAGGCAUCAAAUAUUACUUUAGAAGAUGAUGUACAAGUGUUGAAUACAAGUUUGACAACUACAGAAGGUAUAAGGGAUGCUUGGGUGCGAGUGUGGAGUUCUAGACGCGAGGCACCAGCAUUACGGGCAGCACUGGCACGUCUCGCUUCUGCACGUACUCGUCUCCUACCUACCUCCACGCAUUUUGAAAUGCAUCCAGCGUUAAGUUUGCACAAACUGGUUGUGAACCAACGUCCUGAAGUGUGGGAGGGGUCAGAAUUCAUACUAACUUGUAUGGCAUAUGGAUCUCCAAAUAUGGCCUUUACGUGGUACAAAGACAGCGUCAAAAUAAAUUUCAACGGUACCACAAGGGACAUUUGGACACGAACAGUGUCAGAAGACGCACUCGGUCGUCGAAUGUCAGUACUAGGUGUAACAGAGGCGGAGAGAUUAGAUAGUGGGAAGUGGUCCUGUGCUGCAGACGAUGCUGGCAGGAGACGCUGCAGAGCGUUGAGACUGACAGUGCUGAGACCUCCUGAGAUACGCUUGGUGCCGUCCACCUUGACUGUUAAUAGAGGUGAUAAUGUAACAAUAACAUGUCUGGCGGGAGCUGGACGGGUGCAUGGUGCUCUCGGAUUCAGUUGGGCAAGAGAGAGAACACUGCUUCCCAUGGCACCAGGUAGAGAGGUCUGGGAGGAUCUUUUCCCAGCAGGCAGUGUGCUGAAGCUUUAUAAUGUCCAGUUCACCCUGAUAUCGAUGGGCUACUCGUGGGGCUCGGUGUCGCACGUGUCGCGGCAGUACGGAGCCGUGCUGCGCUCGCUGCCGACAAACCCGGGCGAGGGCGAGCCCCCCCUCACACACGCAGUACACAUGCUCAACUACCUCAUGUCUCCUGCCGCCCAGCCGCCCGAUAGGUACAACAGUACGGAACACCUGCUUAACAUUUACGACAACCUGCUCAAACAUCCCGAUGCUUUUUUGGAUGAGGAAAAAAUUUUCGAUCUUCAAAAUGCUGUGGUGGAUACUGCAGGCCUAAGAAGUAGUUUCAAUAAGCGUUACCAUGAGUUCACGGUUAUGUCAAAACCAGUACUUGAAGACAACGCGGCACACUUUGACCUUCAGCCAGCAUUAGCGGAGAGAGAAGAGUGGGCUGUGACGUCAGCGGGAGUUGAACUUGUUACAAAAACUGAGAAUGCGUCUGUGGUGACCGCUCUUUAUCACGACUUGGGAGCAAGGUUGCCUUCACUAAAGAGAUUCGUCGAGUAUAAUUGUAGCAGCAACUCUUCCAGGUCUGGUCGUGCGACACAGUACACAAUAGCAUCGCAACAAAUACAGCUUUCCGUCAGUGGCGCAGGAGUUGACAAUACUCUCCUUCAUACUGUGACCUUGCUGUUUACACACUCGAAGAACUACAGUGCCAUCGGUCCUCAGCUAGCGUGCGGGAGUCGGUCCCGGUCCUCGCCGCGCGUGUGGAGCACUCACACAUGUGAGCUACGUGUACAAGAGCAGACUUACAUCGCCUGCCGCUGUCGAGGACUUGCGACCAUCGCGUUAUUUACCGUCGACAGUUUGGGUCUCACGGAUGCUGAGAGCGACUCGCGAGCUAUUGUGAAGAUCACAGUUAGCCUGGGCAGUGCGAUGUGUCUCGUGGCUGCACUGUUACAACUCCUUAGCCUCGUAGUGGGAAGUAAAACGAGACUGCCAGUACUACUCAGAGCUGCUACUGCCGCUACACAUUCUGCAGCUAUGUUAACGCUUCUUGAAUGCGAUACGAAGCAGGUCACCCAAAAGCUGCCGCCCGACAGACGCGAGUACGUGCGGGAACGUGCGCGAGUGGUGCGCCAUACAUUAGUGCUACUCUUCACUACUACAGCGACACAGAUUGCAGGGGUAGCUUACGCGCAGCCUGGGGAGAAGACUAUACCUAAAGUUGUAGCGCUUUCUGUCGCUGCAUUAGCCAAUGGUCUAGCAAUGUUGAUAUGCUACGUGAUCUGUGACGAGGAGUGUUUACGAGCAGCUCGGCGGUUACUCACGCUCUCCUCAAACAAUGAUUGGCACGAUUCCCCUGAAGGAGACACAUCACUUAGUUUGUACAUAAGACAAGGGCGUGAGAUGGAGUGUCGCGGCGCGGUGGGCUCGCUGGAGUGCUCCUCGUCGCACGUGUCUCCCGCCAACACGUACUGGCGCGCCACGCCGCUGCAGAGCCCCUUGCACCGUUGUGUGAUCAGGCGCGGGUCGAGCGGCGCGUGUGUGGCGGACAUAGUGCGCUGCGUGGAGUACAAGCAGGCAUUACUACCACCGCGCAAUGUCCACACACGGACACUCUGCGACCUCAUACCUAUUGGCGGUGCAGAGCCUCGUGUGUCCCGGGUAUGUGUGGAACUAGGAGUGCUACCUGAAGCGCCACAGACUACCGUCACGGACACCAGUACUUUCCAGCCGUCUAGCGAUACAAGCGACAUAUCAAAGGCCAACUGCACGCUGUGUGCAAAGUCCACUCCAGACUUGUCAGCAACGAGCACAGCUCCGCGUCCAAUCAAGAGUUGUCUAAAGAAGCGUUCGCCUCAGCUGUCGUGGAGCACAUCGUUACCGUCCAUAAACCAUGAGAGCGACGAGAGCAAUUCCCACCUACAGCUAGUGGACACACAGUCCCAAACCCCGAGCACGCACACCACAUUCACACAGACAGACAAAGUGCUGCACAAGAUAUCCCACGACCUGGACUUCCUGCUCAACAGGACGCCCAGUCGCGUCGCGGACAACUGUCCGCAGCAGAUAGAGGAAGCACCCACUUAGUGCACGGAGAUGUAAGGCGUAGUUCUAAGUUGUAAGUAAACUGAUGACUGAUGGAGGCAGGGAGCAACAUUACAUUAAUUGUGUACAUACUCUACUGUAAAUAUAGUAUUCAUUCAAAUUCUGUGAUUGUAUAAUAAUAGGAAAAGAGUAUAAAUUAUUUUUAGUUGAAUGGAAAUGAAGAGGGUGUAUUAAGCUGUAUGUGAGUGUUUUUAUCAGAAAAAUA